This is a messenger RNA of Metopolophium dirhodum (rose-grain aphid), 819 nucleotides long. RefSeq lists its product as uncharacterized. Lineage: Eukaryota; Metazoa; Arthropoda; Insecta; Hemiptera; Aphididae. The transcript has 4 exons. Bases 139 to 819 code for a protein of 226 amino acids. The record is from RefSeq and is a predicted model, not a curated record.
UUAAUCAACAAGAGUACAUUUAAACACUGUACCAAUUAUAACGAAAACCUAAACGCUGUCGCACUGGAGAAUAAAAUUAUUAAAUUUGAUAAACCUAUAUAUAUUGGAUUCGCUGUACUGGAUGUAUCAAAAACGCUAAUGUAUGAGUACCAUUAUGAUGUCAUGCAGAGGCACUAUGGAGACAAAAUUAAAUUAAUGUACACUGAUACAGAUUCAUUGAUUUACCACAUACAAACGGAUGAUUUUUAUGCAGACUUGGCGACCAACCAUAACUUGUUGGACCGGAUGGACACUGCCAACUUGCCCACUGACCAUCAGUGCUAUGUGGCAAGCAGAAAGAAGUCUCCAGGAUACUUUUCCGAUGAAGUGGACGGCAACAUUAUUACUCAUUUCUGUGCGUUGAGGGCCAAGUCCUACGCUUUUAAUAUAUAUGCUGGUCCAGAGGAUGAGGUUGCAAAUGAUAGAGUAGGAGGAGAAAAGAUUAAGGCGAAAGGAAUCCGGUCUCAUGUGGUUAAAAACCACAUGACAUUCGAGGACCAUAGAAAGUGUUUGUUUGGGGAAGAUGGAGUGGAGGCGUACAAGGAGAAUGUAUCGAUUAGGUCAUUUAACCAUCAACUCAUGACCAUAAAGACAAAAAAAUUAACUUACAAUAGCUAUGACGAUAAGAGGGUGGUGUUAGAAGAUAAAGUCAACACACUAGCCCAUGGACACUAUAGUAUAGAAGAAGAUGACAUAUGGCCAGAACUUGAGGAAGAUGGAGGGAAAUGGGGCGCUGAGGAAAAAGAAUUGAUGAGAGAGCUACUACAAUGUAUAAAUUAA